CCAGGCUGGGAGCACUGGGGAAUUCUGGGAAAGGACGGGGCAGCAGAUCCAGGAAGAGGACACCAGCAGCUCAGAUGCACAGUGCCAGCACUUCAGGCAGUUCUGCUACCAGGAGACCGAGGGGCCCCGAGAGGUUUGCUGCCAACUCUACCACCUUUGCCAUCAGUGGCUGAAGCCAGAGACGCACACGAAAGCUCAGAUGCUGGACCUGGUGAUCCUGGAGCAGUUCCUGACUGUCCUGCCUCCGGAGAUGGAGAGCUGGGUGAGAGAAUGCAGAGCAGAGACCAGUUCCCAGGCGGUGUCCCUGGCAGAAGGUUUCCUCUUGAGCCAGGCAGAGGAGAAGCAGCAGGAAGAACAGCAGAUACAAAGACUGUUGUCCAAAGUUGUCCCUGGUUUCCACGAGGCAGAGAAGACUCCACCGGACGCUGGGCAGAGGCUGUUGUCCAAGGGGAUCUUACAGGAGGGGGGCAGAGGUGCCAUCUUGCUGGGAGCUGGCAUGACUCUGCCUCUGCAUUCUCAGCCAUCUCUUCCUUCGGGUGGAGUGGAAGACGCUUCAGGAUGACCAGACCAGGGCCAGGUGACCUUUGAGGACGUGGCUGUGCAUUUCACAGAGGAGGAGUUGGCUCUGCUGGAUUGCGGCCAAAAGACUCUGCACAGGGAAGUUAUGGAAGAGAAUGGCUGGAAUGUGGCCUCUCUGGGUUACAGUUGGGGGAGGAAAAAGGAGGAAAACCCCAGCUGGGGAAGUACCAGAUGGAAAAAGAGGGAAGAAGAGAGAAAGGGAACUGAAGCAAAAUCAAAGUACAAGAUUGGACCAUCUGCUUCUCAGGAUGGUGAUGUCCAUAAAAAUGGAAUGCAAAAAACAAUGCAAAAAGAAAGAGAAAGAAGCCUGCAGCCCCCGAGUAGUAAAAGCUUCAGUUCUAAAACAGACCUUAAACGUCAGGGGGAAAUGCACAUGGAAAAGAGAUCAUAUAAAUGCUUGGAGUGUGGAAAGAGCUUUGGCUGGACUGGAAAUCUUUCUAGACAUAAAAGAACCCACACAGGAGAGAAACCAUAUAAAUGCUUGGAGUGUGGAAAGAGCUUCAGGCGGAAGGAAAUGCUUACUGUGCAUCAAAGAACGCACACAGGAGAGAAACCAUAUAAAUGCCUGGAGUGUGGAAAGAGAUUCAGCGAUAAGGGAGUGCUUACUAGGCAUCAAAGAACGCACACAGAAGAGAAACCAUAUAAAUGCUUGGAGUGUGGAAAGAGCUUCAACAAGAAUGGAACACUUACUGUGCAUCAAAGAAUGCACACAGGAGAGAAACCAUAUAAAUGCUUGGAGUGUGGAAAGAGCUUCAGGGAUAAGGGAGUGCUUACUAGGCAUCAAGGAUCGCACACAGAAGAGAAACUAUAUAAAUGCUUGGAGUGUGAAAAGAGCUUCAGGCAGAAGAGAAAUCUUAUUGCACAUCAAAGGAACCACAGAGGAGAGAAACCAUAUAAAUGCUUGGAGUGUGGAAAGAGCUUCAGGCAGAAGAGAAAUCUUAUUGUACAUCAAAGGAACCACACAGGAGAGAAACCAUAUAAAUGCCUGGAAUGUGGAAAGAGUUUCAGGCAGAAGGGUAAUCUUAUUGUACAUCAAAGGAACCACACAGGAGAGAAACCAUAUGUAUGCUUGGAGUGUGGAAAGAGCUUCAGGCAGAAACGAAAUCUUACUGUGCACCAAAGAAAGCACACAGGAGAGAAACCAAAUAAAUGAUUGCUGUGUGGAAAGAGAAACAAGCCUGCGGCCACCGAAUAAUAAAAGCUUCAGUUCUGAACCAGGCUUUAAAUGUCAGGGCGAAAUGCACACAGAAAAUAGAUCAUAUAAAUGCUUGGUGUGUCGAAAGAGCUUCAGUGAUAAGGGAAAGCUUACUGUGCAUCAUAGAACCCACACAGGAGAGAAAUCAUAUAAAUGCUUGGAGUGUGGAAAGAUCUUCAAUGAUAAGGGAAUGCUUACUAUGCAUCAAAGAACCCAGACAGGAGAAAAACCAUAUGAAUGCUUGCAGUGUAAAAUGAACUUCAGGCAGAGAAGGGAAACCUUACUAGGCAUCAAAGAACCAACACAGGGAGAAACUCCAUAUAAAUGUUUGGAGUUGGAAAGAGUUUCCAUCAAUGCUCAAAUCUUUUUUCAUAUCAAAGGUUUCUGAAAGGGGAAAUGGACAAUAGUGUGUGUGUGUGUGUGUGUGAGAGAGAGAGAGAGAGAGAGAGUGUUUCUGUUAAAGUGCUAAAAAAAGUUUUUUUCAAAAUAACUUUUCAAUUUUUCACAACAUAAGAUACACACAUGUACACACAAAAAGAAAGAAGGAAACAAAAAAAGAGAAAAAUUAAAACACAGAAAAAAAGACAAGAGGACUUCCAUCUCAUCAUUAGAACAAGUAUUGCUUACAAUGCCCAAGUCUUGCCUGUAAUUUUAUUGUUCUCCCCCCAUUAAAUCAUACGAAAGUCAG
This is a messenger RNA of Hemicordylus capensis (graceful crag lizard), 2462 nucleotides long. RefSeq names its product zinc finger protein 501-like. NCBI's taxonomy places the organism in Eukaryota, Metazoa, Chordata, Lepidosauria, Squamata, Cordylidae. The transcript is spliced from 5 exons. Gene Ontology annotation, molecular function: RNA polymerase II cis-regulatory region sequence-specific DNA binding; DNA-binding transcription activator activity, RNA polymerase II-specific. Gene Ontology annotation, biological process: regulation of transcription by RNA polymerase II. Gene Ontology annotation, cellular component: nucleus. The record is from RefSeq and is a predicted model, not a curated record. Bases 665 to 1732 code for a protein of 355 amino acids.